Aspergillus fischeri NRRL 181 is the source of this 1668-nucleotide messenger RNA. Its product is annotated as MFS transporter. The transcript has a single exon. Bases 1 to 1668 code for a protein of 555 amino acids. Gene Ontology annotation, molecular function: spermine transmembrane transporter activity. Gene Ontology annotation, cellular component: fungal-type vacuole membrane. The record is from RefSeq and is a predicted model, not a curated record. NCBI's taxonomy places the organism in Eukaryota, Fungi, Ascomycota, Eurotiomycetes, Eurotiales, Aspergillaceae. Gene Ontology annotation, biological process: transmembrane transport; spermine transport.
AUGUCGGCCCUACCUCCAGAAAGGUCUCAAGCACGACGCAACACCAACAACCUUGAAUUGGUACCAACAGAAACCAGAGAGACGCUCCAUGAAGCUGGACUCAGCCCAAGUCCCCCUGAGAUAGGGAUCAAUUACCCCGAAGUCGGACGUCCUACCGACCCCCUUUUUCCCGAGGAAUACAGCCUCGAGACUCAAACUGGGCUGGUCCCAGCACAGACUCUCGAAUCAGUCCGUACGACAACCCGGGGCCGGCAGAUCUCGACGGCGGAUGUGGAAAAGGGAGGCGAAUCCGUGGAUUUUGUCACGUUUACGAUUAAUGACCCCGAUAAUCCGCACAACUGGAACCGCUUAUACCGCUGGUACGUCACCAUCGUCGUCUCGAUACUCGUCGUGUGCAUCGCGUACGGGUCGGCAUUCGUCACCGGUGGGUUAGGCCUGAUUGAGAGAGAGUAUCAUGUUUCGCUCGAAGUGGCUACGCUGACCGUUUCAAUCAUGGUCUGUGGGUUUGCGGUUGGGCCGUUACUCUGGAGUCCUCUGUCGGAGAUCAUCGGCCGUCGUCCCGUGUAUGUCAUCUCGCUCGGACUGUACACCAUAUUCCAAAUACCCUGCGCACUUUCUCCCAAUAUCGGUGGGUUGCUGGCCUGCCGUUUCCUCAGCGGCGUCUUCUCUAGUUCCGGUCUGUCGCUGGCUGGCGGGACCAUUGCGGAUAUCUGGAAUAUCGAAGAGCGCGGCAUGGCCAUUGCGUUCUUCGCCGCAGCGCCCUACUGCGGUCCCGUCGUGGGCCCCAUCGUAUGCGGCUGGAUCAACGUCGGUUCGCACCGACUGGACCUCUUCUUCUGGACCAACAUGGCCUUUGCCGGCGCCAUCAUGAUCCUCGUCGGCCUGGUACCAGAAACCUACGCCCCUGUCAUCCUGAAACGCCGCGCAAAAAAGCUCCGCAAGGAAACCGGCAAUUCCAACAUCAUCACCGAGCAGGAAAAAGUCAAGCUGAGCUUCGGGGAUAUCGUGCGCACGAACCUCGUCCGCCCUAUCACCAUGAUCCUCACCGAGCCCGUCCUCGACCUGAUGUGUAUGUACAUCGUCCUCAUCUACGCCAUGCUCUACGGCUUCUUCUUCGCCUUCCCCGUUAUCUUCGGCGAAUUGUACGGCUUCAACGACGGACAGAUCGGCCUGAUGUUCAUCCCGAUUCUGAUCGGCGCCGGCUUCGCGCUUCUCGUCACGCCCCUCAUGGAGAACCAGUUCCGGCGGAUCUGCCAGUCUCGCGCCCCGACGCCCGAAGACCGACUCAUCGCCGCGCUGAUCGGAGCCCCGUUCAUCCCGAUCGCAUUGUUCAUUCUCGGCGCUACGUCGUUCAAACACAUUAUCUGGGUUGGGCCAGCCUCGUCGGGUAUCGCGUUCGGCUUUGGCAUGGUGCUCUGCUACUACGCGGUUAACAACUACAUCAUCGAUUCGUACCAUAAGUAUGCGGCCUCGGCGCUCGCUGCGAAGGUGUUCCUCCGAUCUGGAGGCGGCGCGGCCUUCCCGCUGUUCACUACCCAGAUGUAUCAUGCGCUCGGCCUGCAGUGGGCGUCGUGGCUGCUGGCGUUUCUGGGGGUGGGGAUGGUGUUUAUCCCGUAUGGGUUCUAUGUGUAUGGAGCAAGGAUACGGGCGAAGUUUGAAAAGUAUUAA